CAAAACCAAGAUGGCGGUGCAAGAGACAGCAUCUCAACUGUCCAUGGCUCUUAAAGUCCAAGAAUAUCCCACCCUGAAGGUGCCAUACGAGACUCUGAACAAACGUUUCAGAGCGGCUCAGAAGAACAUCGACAGGGAGACGAGUCACGUCACGAUGGUGGUUGCGGAGCUGGAGAAGACGCUGAGCAGUUUUCCGGUGGUCGACUCUGUGGUGUCGCUGCUGGAUGGGGUGGUGGAGAAACUCAGUGCCCUGAAGAGGAAGGCGGCCGAGUCCAUUCAAGCAGAAGACGAGAGUGCCAAACUGUGUAAGCGCCGCAUCGAGCAUUUGAAGGAGCACAGCAGCGACCAGCCGGCUUCAGUCAAUCUGUGGAAGAAAAAACGCAUGGACCGCAUGAUGGUGGAGCAUCUGCUGCGAUGCGGUUACUACAACACAGCUGUUAAACUGGCCAGACAGAGCGGUAUAGAGGAUCUGGUGAACAUUGAGAUGUUCCUCACAGCUAAGGAGGUGGAGGAGUCUCUGGAGAGGCAGGAGACAGCCACUUGCCUGGCCUGGUGCCACGACAACAAGUCCCGCCUCCGCAAGAUGAAGAGUUGUCUUGAGUUCAGUCUGAGAAUCCAGGAAUUCAUCGAGCUCAUCAGACAAAACAAACGCAUGGAUGCAGUCCGACAUGCAAGGAAGCAUUUCAGCCAAGCAGAAGGUGGACAGUUGGAUGAGGUUCGGCAGGUGAUGGGCAUGCUGGCCUUCCCAUCAGAUACACACAUCUCCCCAUACAAGGAUCUUCUGGAUCUAGCUCGUUGGAAGAUACUGAUCCAGCAGUUCCGAUAUGACAACUACAGACUGCAUCAGCUGGGAAACAACUCUGUCUUCACUAUCACUCUACAGGCUGGUCUGUCUGCCAUCAAGACACCUCAGUGCUACAAGGAGGAUGGCACCUCUAAAAACCCAGACUGCCCAGUGUGCAGUAAAUCUCUUAACAAGUUGGCCCAGCCUCUACCUAUGGCCCACUGCGCCAAUUCCAGACUAGUCUGUAAGAUCUCUGGGGAGGUCAUGAAUGAAAACAACCCUCCCAUGAUGCUGCCUAAUGGAUACGUCUAUGGCUACAAUUCCCUUCUGUCCAUUCGUCAAGAUGACAAAGUGGUGUGUCCUAGAACCAAAGAAGUCUUCAACUUCUCUCAGGCGGAGAAGGUCUAUAUCAUGUGAUCACUCAGAUGAAACAACUGAGUGUUGACAAGAUCAAAUAUGGCCUGUUGUCCAUCACUUGUGACCUGGCCUACUCAGAGCCACCUGUGGAGCUGUGAUCCAGUGCCCUUCUGCCCCCCACCCCCCACACCCCCCACAGACAUACCUGAGAUGCCCUUCAAGCCUCCCUGUCCCCCUUCCCCAUUCAUCAGCGCAUCCAGUUUCCCCUCCCAUUUGAUCUCACAGAAACUGGGCUCUUCUCCUUUCAGACUCUGUUUUAGAUGUGGCUAGAAGUCAUUUGAUCUGAUCCAUUCAAGCACAUGGACUAUCAACAUUGUCAUUAUCUUACAGGCCUUCACUCUGAAGAUUAGAGACAAGAGAAAAGGACUGAUGGGGUGAAAAACUGCUAGGUAGAUGUUUGAUUUUACUACAACAAAUAAAAAAAAAAACUUGUUGAGGUUACUUGGACUUUUUUUUUCCUUUUAGUAGUGGUGUUCCUUUGUUACUUAACAAGUGGCGGAGACGUAUUAACUCAAUGCAUUAACCAGAUUAACUCAAGAUUUGGGCCUUUUUCUAAACAAACAUGACUGCCUGUUCACAUUUCAUUAUGUGGUGCAUGCUGUCAACAUCCCUUUGUCUUCUAGCCAUGUUUUUAGUGGUUGUUGGAGGGAAAUUUGUUAAAUGCUUCCUUUUAAACUGCCUAACUUCUGAAUUUUAUCCUCCCGUUGACUGAAACUGGAGUCUAGUUUGGGCUGCAGUAGGCUCCUUUUCAAAUGUAAAUAUUAGAUAGGAAUUGAUCAUCCUCAUUUAUACAUUCAGGAGUUUUAGGGACAAGUUACGACAAUGAAGAUUAACCUUCUGUGAAGAUUGCUGUGUAAACUGAACAAGUCUUUUCUUGGGUGUUACAAACUUGAUAUAGCCUGCAGUAUCCUCAAGUUAACUGGUUCAGUAUAAUUUUUCAUUUCUGAAAAUCCUUAUAGUUUCACAAUUGGUGAUAUUAGUUACAGACUGGUGUUUUUGUUUUUUUUUUACCAUCAUGAAAUUUAAACAAACUAUUCAAACAAGAAAAAUCACCUCUGAUGUUUUUUGUUUUUUUUUUUCUUUCCAAAUGAACAAACUGUCUUCCUUUGUUGUGUGCGAGAUUUGGUCUUAACUUCAUUUCAAUCGAUGCUUGAUAUUUAUUUUGUCUAAAAAGGAGACCCUGGGUGAUUUUUGUCAAUUCAACAUUGCACAUCGUUUUAAUUUGAUUACUGCUUUCCCAAUGAAGAACAAGAUAACAAAAGGAGGGACUGUGCUCAUAGUUUUUCAUUCUUUUGUCUGCCUAUGCGAAAGCUGCUUGCAGCACCAACACUACAGGGUUUACGAAGCAUCAGCGUACACCAGCCUCAUCAUCACAUCCUUCAGUUCCCGGCACAUGCCCAACCUUUGUUUAGUACAUGGUUAAAACCUCCACAACACUGUUGAUUUACCAGUCCUGCCUUUACUAACAAAGUCAGAAGGAAAAUCUUGUGGUCACCUGAAAAUGUGACUCAUUCUCAUCCUUUAUGACUUUGAAACUUACUGUAGAUGAUGGUAUGUAAUGUGGAUAAACAGAGAAUGAGUUUUGACUUCAUUUUCAACAAAUCACACUGAAAUUUAACCCUGAACACCCAUAGAACGCAAUCCAAAAAUGCAGAUUUAUGUUUAACAUGAUCAGUUUUGUGGUCAGUCUUUUCUUUCAUCUGGUGUUUAUCGACAAACUAAGUCGCCUCAUUUGUGUCCAUCAAUGAUUUGGAACUGUAUCUGUGCAGACACAGACUGUCCUGUGUGUUUGUGUUGGUAGAAUAGAAAUAGGGAUUGUUUCAUGAGCAAUAUGUCUCAUAAAGAUUUCAGCGAACUUUGA
Molecule: messenger RNA, 3062 nt
Organism: Stegastes partitus (bicolor damselfish)
Lineage: Eukaryota; Metazoa; Chordata; Actinopteri; Pomacentridae
Gene: maea
Product: macrophage erythroblast attacher, E3 ubiquitin ligase
Exons: 9
Coding region: 11-1201 (396 amino acids)
Biological process (GO): proteasome-mediated ubiquitin-dependent protein catabolic process
Cellular component (GO): nucleus; cytoplasm; GID complex
Molecular function (GO): ubiquitin protein ligase activity; protein binding
Source: RefSeq, a predicted model, not a curated record